AUGGGGAACAUGUGCGCGAUUUGCUUCCGCCCUGGCAAGGAGUCAGGUUGCGCGUGUUUUAGCCUGUCCAUUGCAAUCUUCAUUUUUGCCGUGUAUUAUGGUGCCGUUGGUGGGCUGGACUUUUGGCAGGCCGUCAACUCAGUUCCAGAGUUAGUAACACAGAAAUACAAUGCUAUAUUCACGUUAAGUGUUGCGGGAGCUCUCGCUCUGUCAGUGUUGUUGGGAUUUUUGAGGCUCGGCUUCAUUGCGUUCAUUUUCACGCUGGCGGUUUUCCUGCUGCAGCUCGCCGACGCGUUGUUCAAGCUGGUUACUUUCGUUCUGAAUUGGGUUGAUUGGGGUACGGCCCUCAACAACGGCACCAUGAAGUUCCAAUCGGCGAUGAUUUCCUCCACUAUUAGCCAGCUGCUGACCAUUGGCAUUACUUUCGCUAUGGCAAACGUCAUGUACAGCGCUGCACUUGUUUACAAAGCUGGUGGCACGGGUUGUGAAUUCAAGAACUAUCAAGAAAUCCAGGACGAAAAGGAAAAGCAAAAGGCACCGAAAGCAGAUGAGGAGGCGUAG
This is a messenger RNA of Besnoitia besnoiti, 561 nucleotides long. RefSeq lists its product as uncharacterized. Lineage: Eukaryota; Apicomplexa; Conoidasida; Eucoccidiorida; Sarcocystidae. The transcript is spliced from 2 exons. Bases 1 to 561 code for a protein of 186 amino acids. The record is from RefSeq and is a predicted model, not a curated record.